CGAACUUGCUCGUUCCAAUUCUUAUUCCUACGACUUUUUUGCCUAUAUAUACAAACCCUUUAACACCAAACUCAAAACACACAACAAACAAUAACAACUUUUACAAAGCUCAAAAAAAAUUUCUUAUACAUAAACAAAAACACAAAAAAUGGGUCGUGGUUAUAACUUCUUGUUCAGUCUAGUAACGUUUUUAGUAUUGGUGACGGCUGUAACUGCACAGGGGAACCGUGGCUUUAGCAAUGGUGGGGGACAAAGACCGCGUGUUGGGUUUUAUGGGAAUAGAUGCCGAAACGUAGAGUCUAUUGUGACAUCGGUGGUUCGAUCUCAUGUCCGGUCUAACCCGGCUAAUGCACCGGGGAUUUUGCGUAUGCAUUUUCACGAUUGCUUUGUUCGUGGCUGCGAUGGCUCUGUUCUCCUCGCUGGUAACACCACGGAGAGAAACGCCGGUCCCAACCGUUCAUUGAGAGGGUUUGAAGUUAUUGAAGAGGCUAAGGCUAGGCUUGAGGCUGCUUGUCCUCGAACCGUUUCUUGUGCUGAUAUUCUCACUCUUGCUGCUCGCGACGCUGUCGUUUUGACCGGUGGACAAAGCUGGCGAGUGCCUUUGGGACGUCUGGACGGCCGAAUCUCGCAAGCCUCAGACGUGGUCUUGCCCGGACCGAACGACGCCGUCGACAAGCAGAAGCGAGACUUCGCUGCUAAAACUCUUAACACACUAGACCUCGUAACUCUUGUUGGAGGACACACGAUAGGAACUGCUGGUUGCGGUUUAGCUAGAGGCAGAUUUUUUAACUUCAACGGUACAGGGCAACCUGACCCAUCAAUCGACCCUAGAUUCGUACCAUUGGUUCAAGCUCGAUGCCCUCAAAAUGGUGACGCAACGGUCCGAGUCGACUUAGACGCUGGAAGUGCUGGCAGGUUCGACACAUCAUUCCUGAGGAAUGUGAGGUCAAGCCGCGUGGUUCUCCAAUCGGAUCUAGUACUAUGGAGGGAUCCUGAGACCCGAAACAUCGUCGAACGGCUCUUAGGCUUACGCCGACCGUUCUUGAACUUCAGAUCAGAGUUCGGGAAGUCGAUGAUCAAGAUGAGUCUCAUAGAAGUUAAGACUGGAUCAGACGGGGAGGUUCGUAGGGUUUGCUCUGCGAUCAAUUAAGAAUAUGGAAAACACAAAUUAAAUGUGUGGUUUGAUUUUAAUUUAUGAUUUGUUUAACUAAUUAUCAUUUGGUUUGUAUAAUAAGCUUGUUAUUAUAGCAUUUGUGGUUGGUGGUUACGUUUUGAUUUCUCGAGUAUGAGAUUGUACUUGUAACAAAAAAAUGUAUGAUAUAAAAUUGUGGUUUGUUUCUUCACUCGUGUACGGAAAGUAUUCAAAGAAGAAAGUGUUUACUUAUGUUAGAUUAAUUGAAGCUAGUCUUAUCUA
This is a messenger RNA of Thlaspi arvense, 1414 nucleotides long. NCBI's taxonomy places the organism in Eukaryota, Viridiplantae, Streptophyta, Magnoliopsida, Brassicales, Brassicaceae. The record is from the annotation of a GenBank genome assembly.